This is a messenger RNA of Penicillium canariense, 4275 nucleotides long. RefSeq lists its product as uncharacterized. The record is from RefSeq and is a predicted model, not a curated record. Gene Ontology annotation, molecular function: ATP binding; ATP hydrolysis activity; ABC-type transporter activity. NCBI's taxonomy places the organism in Eukaryota, Fungi, Ascomycota, Eurotiomycetes, Eurotiales, Aspergillaceae. Gene Ontology annotation, cellular component: membrane. The coding region runs from base 1 to 4275 and encodes 1424 amino acids. Gene Ontology annotation, biological process: transmembrane transport. The transcript is spliced from 4 exons.
AUGGAAAAGGACGACCCGGGCAUGGAGUUCGCGCCUAUCACGGAGCGCACUCCAACCGCGAUUGACGAGCGGGAAAUUGAAGCACUGGGCCGCAUUGCCUCUAGCAGGCUUGGUCAGAAGCUAUCGGCCUCUGCGAGCCGAAAGGACACUCAAGAUCCUCGGCUAGACCCCAACAGCCCGGAAUUUGAUCACUAUCGUUGGGCCCAGACCGUACUUAGCCAGGUACAUGAAUCGGGCAUCGAUAUUCCAUCCCAAGGCGUGGUCUUCUCCGACCUCUCGAUUAGCGGCUCCGGAUCUGCGCUGCUAUUCCAAGAGACCUUGAUCUCGAGUCUCACCCUCCCCUUUCGCUUCGCCUCCAAAGUUCUCACGGGACGUCUAUCAUCGCGGCGGAGAAUUAUUCACAGGUUCGAUGGCUUGCUGGAGGGUGGCGAACUUAUCCUUGUCCUGGGACGCCCCGGGAGUGGAUGCACCACCUUCCUCAAAACCAUCUGUGGACAUCUGGACGGGAUUGACUUUGACCAGAUGAUCAAGCACCACCGCGGUGAUGUGGCGUACAACAAAGAGGUUGACCUGCAUUUCCCUCACUUGACCGUGGGCCAGACCCUCUCCUUCGCUGCUCACGCUCGUGCUCCACAUCAACGCAUCGAAGACUUGACACGAAAUGAGUAUGUUGAAACCCUCACCCAAGUGGUCAUGUCAGUCUUUGGGCUAUCCCAUACAUAUAAUACCAAGGUUGGCAACGAGUUUAUUCGUGGGGUGAGUGGCGGUGAGCGCAAGCGGGUUAGCAUUGCGGAGAUGUUUGUUUCUCGCUGUCGCAUUGGUGCGUGGGAUAAUAGCACCCGAGGCUUGGAUGCCGCUUCUGCGCUGAAAUUUGUGCGGGCUCUGCGGCUUGCGGCCGAUAUGGGCCAGUCUUGCCAUGCAAUUGCCGCAUACCAAGCAUCGCAGUCGAUGUACGACUUGUUCGAUAAGGUCGUGGUGCUCUACGAGGGCUAUGAGAUUUACUAUGGCCCCCGUGACCGGGCUGUGGCCUACUUCCAGGGCAUGGGCUGGGCCAGGCCAGAACGUCAAGUGAGCGGUGAUUUUUUGACUGCCAUUACCAAUCCAAAUGAACGCAAGGCACUGCCUGGACUGGAAAGAAGGGUGCCGCGCACAGCCAAGGAAUUCGCUGAGCAUUGGAAGCGAAGCCCAGAGUACCAGGAUUUGCAAAAGCAGAUCACAGAAUUCGACCAACGGCAUCCUCCAAAUGGCGAGGACGCCAAACGAUUCCAGCAAAGCCAUGUGAAACAGCAAGCUAGACACACUCGGUCCCGUAGCCCAUACAUCCUAUCUGUUCCAAUGCAGAUUAGGCUAUGUAUCCGAAGAGCCUACCAGCGAAUGCUUAAUGACCUGCCAACUGCCCUUUCUCCUCUUAUUGUCCAGCUGAUCCUAUCGUUGAUCAUCGGAUCUGUCUUCUACAACACCCCGGACACCUCGUCAUAUUUCUUUCAAAAAGGCGCUGUGUGCUACUUUGCUGUACUGAUGAAUGCACUACUAACCAUCAAUGAAAUCAUGCAGCUCUACAGCCAACGUCCGAUCGUUGAAAAACAAUCUGGUUAUGCCUUUGUCCACCCCUUCACGGAAGCCUUAGCCAGCCUCGUGGUGGAUUUCCCGAUCAAACUCUUGCGGAUUUCGAUUUUCAGCAUUGUCUUGUACUUCAUGGCAAACCUCCGUCGGGAGCCAGCCCAGUUCUUCAUUUUCUACCUCUUUUUAGUUUUUGCUGUCUUGACCAUGUCUGGCCUCUUCCGCAGUUUGGGGGCGCUCACUAGGUCCGUCGGUCAGGCUAUGGCAUUCGCGGGAAUUUUAGUUCUGUGUAUUGUCGUCUACACCGGGUUUACGCUCCCCCAGCCGUAUAUGCACCCAUGGCUGUCCUGGAUCCGGUGGAUCAACCCGAUCUACUAUACUUUCGAAGCACUGAUCGCCAAUGAAUUUCACGGCAAAAGCUAUCCGUGCACGUCAAUAGUUCCGAGCUAUGGAACAGGGUCGUCGUUCAUCUGCUCUUCCGUUGGCGCAAAGGCUGGCGAGCGGGUUGUUUCCGGCGACGCAUUCAUUGAGCAGAACUAUCACUACUACUACUCCCACCUAUGGCGGAACUUUGGGAUUCUCAUUUGUUUUAUGAUCUUUUUCAAUGCUGUCUAUCUGAUUGCGACGGAGUUCAUCUCCAGCGAUAAGUCAAAGGCCGAGGCCUUAGUGUUUCGUCCCGGCCAUGCCCCCAAGCAUCUCCAGUCAGGAAAGGACGCAGAGGGUGGACUCGUGGAUCCGAAACUUGAAGUGACACAGACUAACGAUACUAUUCGUCUGCCGGAGCAGAAAGAUAUCUUUUCCUGGAAGGCUGUCAGUUACGAUAUUCCCGUCAAGGAAGGGACCCGACGCCUUUUGGACAAUGUCAACGGUUGGGUCAAACCAGGCAGUCUGACUGCGUUGAUGGGUGUAUCUGGUGCUGGUAAGACGACAUUGCUGGAUGUUCUCGCCCAGCGGGUGUCUGUUGGUGUUGUAUCUGGCGAUAUACUGGUCAAUGGCCAGCCCUUGCUACCCAACUUCCCCCGUCGCACUGGCUAUGUCCAGCAGCAAGAUCUUCAUCUUGAGACAACUACUGUCCGUGAGGCUCUACGGUUCAGUGCCAUGCUCCGCCAACCGAAGAGCGUCUCCAAGGCAGAGAAGUAUCAUUAUGUGGAGCAGGUUAUCCAGGUUCUUGGCAUGGAGAUUUUUGCUGAAGCGGUCGUUGGAUCUCUCGGCGAAGGUUUGAAUGUCGAGCAGCGCAAACUUCUCAGCAUUCGCGUCGAACUUGCUGCGAAGCCGACUCUGCUGAUCUUCCUGGAUGAACCAACUAGUGGAUUGGACUCCCAGAGUUCAUGGACCAUUUGUCAAUUCCUCCGGAGACUGGCAGACCAUGGCCAAGCUGUGCUGGCAACGAUUCAUCAGCCCAGCGCCACUCUGUUCCAGACAUUCGAUCGCCUUCUAUUCCUGGCUAAGGGUGGAAAGACGGUGUAUUUCGGUGAUAUUGGUGAACAAUCGUCUACUCUCCUCCAAUAUUUCGAACACAACGGAGCCCGCCCCUGCGAGGAGGUGGAGAAUCCCGCGGAAUACAUCCUUGAUAUGGUAGCCGGAGAAGGUUGCCCCGGUGUUGAUUGGCCCCAGGCUUGGAAUGAAAGCCAGGAGUACCAAGAUGUUGUUGCUGAGAUUGAGCAAAUUAAUGCCAUGCGCAAGGGCUCAUCCCAUCAGCUGUUCCUUGACGACGCUAACGCCGAAUUCGCCAUGCCGUUGUCGACACAGCUGUGGGUCGUCCUUGGCCGCUGCUUCCAGGGCUACUACCGCCAACCCGACUACAUCUAUGCCAAGUUCAUUCUCGGUAUCGCAUCGGGUUUGUUCAUUGGCUUCUCUUUCUGGAAAUCCGACAACACCCAACAGGGUUUCCAAAAUGUGCUAUUCAGCGUUUUCCUUUUGUGUACCAUUUUCAACACGCUCGUCAACCAGAUCAUGCCUCGUUUCGUCUCCCAGCGAUCCUUGUACGAAGUACGGGAGCGACCAUCUCGGAUCUACUCGUGGAAAAUCUUUAUUCUCUCGCAGAUCCUUGUGGAAGUUCCCUGGCAAAUUUGCCUGGGCGUCUGCUCCUGGGCCUCAUUCUACUGGUCUGUCUUUGGCACCGGUCAGGACUCUGAGAGCCGGACACUGAUCAUGCUUUUUAUCGUUCAAUUCUUCGUCUAUGCGGCCAGCAUGGCCCAAUUUGUCGCAUCCGCCAUUCCCGAGCCAACUCUCGGUGCCAUGCUCGCAACCCUCAUGUUUGGUCUUUCUUUCAUCUUUAAUGGUGUGAUGCAACCACCUGGUGAUCUGCCCGGAUUCUGGAUUUUCAUGUAUCGUGUUUCGCCCUUUACAUAUUACAUUGGCGGAAUCAGCGGCACUGCGCUGCACGGCCGCACGGUGGAGUGCAACUCAGCUGAACUUAGCAUCUUCGAUCCGCCAUCGGGCCAGACCUGCUGGGACUACAUGAAGCAGUACGUCGACAUUGCUGGCGGCUCGGUUUACAACAAGAACGCCACGUCCGACUGCCAGUAUUGCAGCUUGUCCUCCGCAGACCAGUAUCUGGCUGCUCGUGAGAUUUACUAUGUUGACCGAUGGCGCAACUACGGCAUUUUUUGGUGCUAUUUUGUUUUUAACAUCUUUGGAGCGAUUACUUUGUAUUAUCUGUUCCGAGUGAGGACCUCCAAGUCGAUGAUGGGGAAGGGUAAGAAACUAACAUGA